AUGCGGUCAGCGAUCGGUGUGCCGAUUAUUGUGGCUUUCCUGUUUUUUGUGCAAGGAUGCGAAUCAGUUGGCUUCGCUCCUGAGUUGUACUGUGGAUUGGAGAACUGUUAUGAUGUUCUUCAAAUCCAAAGGGAAGAAUUUGACAAACAGAAACUAGCAAAGGCUUAUCGAGCACUCGCAAGACAAUACCAUCCGGAUAGAGUUAAGAAUAAGUACUACCGUCUCCGAGUUGCACCCAAAGUAGACGUCCGGAUUGUUAUUGUUGGAACGAUUCUCGUCAUUUCACUUUUCCAAUUUCUUUCUGCGAAACACAAAUUCUCAGAAGCCAUUGAAUAUGCUACGGGUGUUGGAAAAUUCCGUAACAUGGCAAUCAAAGACGGAAUCGACAGAGGACUUCUCGAAAUGGAUAAAAACGGAAAGCUAAAGAAGAUCAAAGGAGUGGACAAUGAUUCCGUUAUCAAACAAAUCAUAAUUGAAAAUCUUGAUGUGACGGGCGGGUAUAAGAAGGAAUCAGUCUACGAUACUCUUGCAUGGCACACCAUCAUUUUUCCACUCACUAUCUUCCGCUAUUUGAAAUGGACGGCUCAGUGGUACUGGAGAUUUUCUGUAAAGAAAGAAGAAUUAGACGAAGAAGCAAAAUUUUAUCUCAUCCGAAAAUAUCUUGGAGUAUCGCAACUAGAAUUUGAUCAGCGUUUCACUGACGUCAAUAUUGACGAUCUAUUCGAAAAAGAAUGCUGGAUCAAAGCUAACUGUGAGAAAUGGAAAGCUGAAAAGGAAGCCGCGGAACAAGAAAAAAUGGCUCAAUCAGGUCGGUACAAGAGAUACAAAAGAUAUAUGAAGAAUGCUGGAACUAUUUCGUUCGUCGACGAAGAGUGA
Molecule: messenger RNA, 876 nt
Organism: Caenorhabditis remanei
Lineage: Eukaryota; Metazoa; Nematoda; Chromadorea; Rhabditida; Rhabditidae
Exons: 6
Coding region: 1-876 (291 amino acids)
Biological process (GO): protein folding
Cellular component (GO): endoplasmic reticulum membrane
Source: RefSeq, a predicted model, not a curated record